AUGGGUUGCGUGACGCAUAUUGUCCAGAUACAAUUCAAGGUCGACGUCGGCCCUGAAACUAUCAACGAUGCUUGCUCGCGUAUGCUCUCCCUGAAGGAGCAGUGCAUCCAUCCCGUUCACCAGAAACCCUACAUCAAGUCCUCAAAGGGUGGCAAAGAGUGCUCGGUUGAGAAUGGUAUCACCCACGUCUUUGUCGUGGAGUUCGAGUCCGUUGAGGAUCGCGAUUAUUAUGCGCUAAAGGAUCCUGCUCAUCUGUCUUACGGUGCUAGCUUGGGUGGUAUUGUAGACAAGGUGCAGGUUGUGGAUUUCGAUGCUGGUGUCUUUUAA
Messenger RNA from Aspergillus glaucus CBS 516.65, 327 nucleotides. RefSeq names its product Dabb family protein. Bases 1 to 327 code for a protein of 108 amino acids. The transcript is spliced from 3 exons. NCBI's taxonomy places the organism in Eukaryota, Fungi, Ascomycota, Eurotiomycetes, Eurotiales, Aspergillaceae. The record is from RefSeq and is a predicted model, not a curated record.